AUGAUUGGCAGUCUCUUCUUCAUCCUCAAUCGGCUCUUAGAGCUUAUUCUUCUAAUUCCGAUCAUCGGAAUGAUGGCCUACUUUGUCAACGGCUAUCUGAACGCAAACAUGAUUACCCCGGCCUAUAUCCUGGUCAUUUUCAUUGUCAGCGUCAUUGCGGCUUUCUGGUGUAUCGAUACCAUGAUUCGUAUUUCAACCACUCGACGUUCAGCGAUGUUCGUCGCUUUCGUGGAUCUACUAUUCUUCGGCGCAUUUAUCGCAGGGGUCUACGAGCUGCGAUUCAUCACGAAUGCCGACUGUGCGCACUGGAAUGGAGGCUCAGUGUACAUUUCGCUUGGUCCCUUCGGAUACUAUGGCUACACCUCGGACAAUCCGCUGUCAUUCCACAUCAACAAAACAUGCGCGAUGCUCAAAGCUUGCUUUGCAUUGGGGAUAAUCGAGGUGAUCCUAUUUUUCUGGACGGCGAUACUGGCGAUGAUGAUCUACCGCCGACCGGACACGAUUGUCAAGGAGACGACUGUGCGGCGCCGCAGUCACAGCAGUCGACGCGGUCAUAGGCGCCAUAGCAGCUCACGCAGCCGACAUCACUAUGAAGUCUAG
Aspergillus brunneoviolaceus CBS 621.78 is the source of this 600-nucleotide messenger RNA. RefSeq lists its product as uncharacterized. The transcript has 2 exons. Lineage: Eukaryota; Fungi; Ascomycota; Eurotiomycetes; Eurotiales; Aspergillaceae. The record is from RefSeq and is a predicted model, not a curated record. The coding region runs from base 1 to 600 and encodes 199 amino acids.